Molecule: messenger RNA, 2216 nt
Organism: Vitrella brassicaformis
Lineage: Eukaryota; Vitrellaceae
Source: the annotation of a GenBank genome assembly
AUGAGCGAAGAGAUCGACAGGCAUGUGUUGCGCAAGUACGAAAUCGUCCAGAAGCUCGGCAAAGGCGUAGGCGAAGGGGCAGGCUCGGCAAGCGCAUGUGCGUUUCUCCACCUCAGGCCUAUGGGAUUGUUUGGAAAGCCAUUGACAAGAAGAUAGGGGAGGUGGUGGCGCUCAAGAAGAUAUUCGAUGCCUUCCAGAACGCCACUGAUGCCCAACGGACUUUUCGAGAGAUCAUGUUCCUGCAGGAGCUCAACGGGCAUGAUAAUAUUGUCAAGCUGUUGAAUGUGCUGAAAGCCGACAAUGAUCGCGACAUAUACUUGGUUUUCGACUACAUGGGUAGGCAGCAGGAAAAGGCAUAGAUGACGGUGUGCACAUGACCUGCGCAUGGUUAUUUUCAGAGACGGACCUGCAUGCUGUUAUCCGCGCGAGCAUCCUUGAGGUGGGCGUGCUUGGAUUUGGCAUCUCAUGUCACUGCUUGCGCUCUGCCGGCAUGCAGGAGAUUCACAAGCAGUACAUCGUCUAUCAGCUUCUGAAAUCGCUCAAAUACAUGCACUCAGGCACGGGUGAACCGAUCAGCCUCCUCUCACGUAUUUCUUUUUCUUGUCAGGGGAGCUACUUCAUCGUGACAUGAAGCCUUCCAACAUCCUUCUCAACUCCGAAUGCCAUGUUAAAGUUGCAGAUUACGGGUAAGUGGCGGCCAGGCAACCUGGCAUGGACGGGAUAUGCGUGUGUGGGGUCCAAGGCUUGCCCGGAGCGUUGCGCAGAGUGACAGUGAGGUCGGCACCAACCCCGUUCUUACAGACUACGUGGCAACACGAUGGUGAGCCUUCCAUUCCAUCCCGUCUACCAACCCCGUAUCGGUUUGUCUGCGUUCAGGUAUCGUGCCCCUGAAAUUCUUCUCGGCUCUACCAAGUAUACGAAGGGUGUGGACAUGUGGUCACUUGGGUGCAUCCUGGGAGAGCUUAUCGGAGGGAAACCCACCUUCCCUGGUAGACGACGAAAUGACUUGAUGCGAUAGCAAGAGAACGCCUUUCUUUUCUGUGUGACAGGGACAUCUACUAUGAAUCAGCUGGAGAGGAUCAUGGAGGUCACAGGUGAACAGAACACCUGUAACCAACCGAUUGCAAUAUCCCUCUAUUCCUAUGAGCCAGGCCGUCCUUCCCAAGAGGACAUCGAUGCGAUGAAGUCGCCAUUUGCCGCCACCAUGCUGGAAUCGUUGCCGAUGGUUCGGAAUCGGUGAGUUUACGAAAGGAAGGGACCAUACGGUCAACGCAACGAUUGUUGAUGCACUGUCUAUGUAUUUGCGCAGUCCUCUGACCGAGAUGUUCCCUACUGCUAGUUCUGAUGCGUUGGACCUUUUGAAAUCUCUGCUGCAAUUCAACCCAAAUAAGAGAAUCAGGCAAAUCAUCGCACAAGGACAUACAAUGUUUGAUUUCUUACCCUUCUGUCUUCAGCGCGGCGGACGCUUUGCAGCAUCCUUAUGUGGUGCAAUUUCACAACCCCGAUGAUGAACCCGAGUGUGGCCGGAUCAUCAGGUGACUCGAACAAACAUCACUGUGGGGGGACGUGUGAUAUAUGUGUAAUAUUCGGACACAGGAUUUCGAUCGAUGACAACACCAAGUCAGGGUUCUUGCAAGUGGUGCGAAGCCAUGAAAUGAGGGGCCUUGCCUUUCUUUAGGUAUUCAAUCGCCGACUACCGUGACCGCUUGUACAGCGAAGUGAUCAAGAGGAAGAAGGACCAACGAAGGCAUCGUCUCAGAGACCCUCAGGUACUAAGGGGAAGAAAAGCAAAGACCACCUACGACUCCAGCCCUGUCGUUCGUACAAAUCAGAGCUCAUCCGGUUCGGUUCACGUGGGCAGCAAUAGCAGUGGCCCAGCAGAUGGCGGAACCAGCGGUGCCGGUUCUGCUUCUCAUUCGCGUGACCGCGUCUCUUCCUCUGGACAUCGCCAGCGCGAGACGCAGCAAUAUCCUUCCUACCACCCGAAUCAGCCCUCCCACAACCACAACCACCACCACGGCCAAACGCAAUCAUAUGCCAGUCCCAAUGGGCAAGCUGCCUACCAACACAACCACCACGCUUAUCAGCAUCAGCAGGUGUAUCAAACACACAGUGGAGGGACUACUGCAAGCCGCGGGGUACGAAAGGAAGGAAUAAAAGCAGCUUUCCUGUGCUGAUGCUGUUUUUUCCACGUGUAGGGCAGGGGGCUCCGCUAA